Neoarthrinium moseri is the source of this 2610-nucleotide messenger RNA. RefSeq lists its product as uncharacterized. Gene Ontology annotation, molecular function: protein binding. NCBI's taxonomy places the organism in Eukaryota, Fungi, Ascomycota, Sordariomycetes, Amphisphaeriales, Apiosporaceae. The transcript is spliced from 3 exons. The record is from RefSeq and is a predicted model, not a curated record. The coding region runs from base 1 to 2610 and encodes 869 amino acids.
AUGGGUGCUGGAAAUGGCGCCGGUGGUGCCAACAUGGGCGGCCAGGAGAUGGGCGGCAUGCCCAUGAACGGUGGGAACCAGCCCCAUGCUACCGAGUACACCCUCCAGGGCGUUAUGCGCUUCCUCCAGACCGAGUGGCACCGGCACGAGCGCGACCGCAACGCGUGGGAGAUUGACCGCCAGGAGAUGAAGGGCCGCAUAGCUGCUCUCGAAGGCUCUGCCCGGCGGGCCGAUGCCACCCAGAAGGCCUUGAGGAGAUAUGUUGGCAUCCUGGAGAAGAAGGUCAAGGAGCAGGCCAUGCAGCUCAAGUCGACGUCCGAAUCCCAUUCGUCAGACGAACACGCCGUCAAGCAGCCGCCCAAGACCGACCGCGCCGCCCUCAUAGCCGAGAAGCUGAAAUCAACGGAUGACAAGCCCAAGGAGCCCAUCCCCGGCCUGGAAGGACUUCUCGGUGAACGUGUGCAGGAAGAUGAGGAGCGUGAGAACCUCAAGACGUUCCUGGAUCAGUGCCAGGCUGAAUUCACGUAUCUGAUGCUUACGCCUGCGAACCCGAUGCCACCUAGAGAAUCGCCCCCCUUGCCCAGCAUGGACGGCUUCAACGACGGUGACUACGGGGUGCCACUAGAUGCCGCAUUCCGAGGCUUGCACCUGAACCAAAAUCAGAACCACAUCAAGGAUCCUGCACCACGUGCCCAGGCCAAUCUGAACCACGCACCACCGGUGCAGCAGCAGCAGCAGCAGCAUCAUCAACAGCAACAACAACAACAACAACAACAACAACAACAACAACAACAACAACAGCAGCAGCAGCAGCAGCAGCAACAACAGCAGCAGCAGCAACUGCAACAGCAACAAGGCCAAGCCACCAACCUGGGACGACAGGCUGUGCAGGAACUCCAGGCUGCACCCAUGAUGCGGUCGGCCGAUCCACAGAACGCAAUCUACACCGACUGGCCCGCUCCUGUAGGGGUAGCGGUGACAAGCCGGGAGGAACCGCCUCCAAGGCCGCAGUUCAACAACGAGUACCCGAAGCAAAACAGCGUCGAGGAGCAACCUGAAAAGCGCGGCGCGUCAGAGACAGACGGCUGGGACUUCGGUGAAAGCUCCUUCCCAGAGACCACUUCUUCUCAACCUCUUCAAACCAUGCCGUCACACCGCCCCGACACGGAUGUCUUCCCCGCUGCCGACAACCUGCCAAAGUCCCCCAAUCGGGGGCCCAACCCUCAUCGACGGAAGACCUCACUGUCCCGCAGGCGCAGUAUAGACCAUGAGCUCUCGUUGAACCCCGCAUCGCAGAAGGCAGACAGCGGCAACUUCAAGCUGCGCUACGGCCUUCGUGGACACCUCAACACUGUCCGGACCAUAAUUUUCUCGGGUGGCGGUAGCCCUGGCGAGCCCGAGAUCUGCACCGCUGGUGAUGACGGCUUGAUCAAGCGCUUCCACAUUCCCCGCGAGAACCCUAGUCACCUCAAUGCCUCCGACCUGGAUGUUCCUGCCGACUUUACGCAUCGAGGCCAUGCCGGUGCCGUUCUUUGUUUGACCUCGUGGUCCCCCUCUCCCAACUUCGCCACUGGUGGUCGUGCGCAAGGCGAUGGCUGGAUCUUCUCUGGUGGCCAAGACGCCUCCAUCAGAGUAUGGGAGCGCGGCCGCGUUGAUCCCAAGGCCACGUUGGACGGCCAUACCGAUGCGGUCUGGGCUGUCUGCGUUUUGCCUGCCACUCUCGGCGCCGUCUUUGGCCAGACAAGCAGCUACGGUAGCCCAGAUCGCAUCUUGCUCGCAUCUGGCGCAGCAGAUGGUGCGGUCAAGAUAUGGUCCGUCAGCGCGCCGCCGCAGCUGACAUCACCGCAACCCGGGCCUGCUGGACGGCGUGCUACAGGCAGCCGGGGCAGAGGCAACUCCAUGAGCUCCGGAUCACAGUUCCCCAACUCACCACAGCCAAACAUGACUUCCAACACUCCAUUCCACUCAACGCUGAUCCACAACAUUACCCGGUCGAAUGGUUCCAAAGCUAGCCCUACAUGUAUUACACCACUUUCUGCGAACGGCGAGGCCUUUGUAGUGUCUUAUUCCGAUGCAGCUAUUAUUAUAUACGACACAAGAACUGGAGAAGAGAUCGGUACCAUGGCCAGCCUAGAAACAUUUGAUGGCACGUCUGCAACGAGCGUCAAUGCUGUCGUUGCCACAACAGCUGCACUUGAGCAAAGCUCUGGGCCGGGCAUGGGGGAUGAAGAUGGUAACGCAACGGCAGGCGGUGCGGGCCCUACCGGCGGAGGUACUGGCAGUGGGAUCGAAGGUGUUGUCAUCAGUGGCCACGAAGAUCGCUAUGUCCGUUUCUUCGAUGCCAACAGUGGUCAAUGCACAUACAACAUGCUUGCUCACCCUGCCGCAAUCUCGGCCUUGUCGCUUUCACCCGAUGGGAGAGAACUGGUUUCCGCUGGGCAUGAUGCCAGCCUCCGGUUCUGGAGUCUAGAGAAGCGCAGUUGCACCCAGGAGAUCACCAGCCACCGCAUAAUGCGCGGCGAGGGCGUCUGUGCCGUAGUCUGGAGCAGCGACGGCCGAUGGGUUGUCAGCAGUGGCGGCGACGGCAGCGUCAAGGUCUUUGCUCGGUGA